Sitodiplosis mosellana (orange wheat blossom midge) is the source of this 1122-nucleotide messenger RNA. Its product is annotated as protein BCCIP homolog. NCBI's taxonomy places the organism in Eukaryota, Metazoa, Arthropoda, Insecta, Diptera, Cecidomyiidae. The transcript is spliced from 3 exons. The coding region runs from base 195 to 1091 and encodes 298 amino acids. Gene Ontology annotation, cellular component: nucleus. The record is from RefSeq and is a predicted model, not a curated record.
AUAAACGUCAAAAAUGCUUUGUUUUUCACGUGUUCAUUGAAUUGCCGAACAUUUAUUUUGAUUUUUUGCCUGUAUCAGCACGUUGUGAUUGCACAGUACCGCGGUAUUUUCAUACACAUACACGUCAAAACUAUUGAUUAGGUUAUUUUUUUUAAAUUCAUUACAUCGACGAAAAGUGACAAAGACAAAAAAAAAUGUCUACAAAAAACAAGCAAAGAAAAAUGAAUGAAGAAGAGUCGGACGAUUCAUACAGUUCGGAUUCGAGUGGUGAUGACAAUGAGGCAUACACUGGAAACGAGGUGAUUCAGGUAGAAUUCGAAGGACGCAACCCGAUGACAUCAGAUUUUCAUGGUAUUCGCCAGUUGUUGCACCAGCUGUUCCUGAAAUCCGAUAUUAAUUUAUCGGAAUUAGCCGACAUAGUCACUGAUCAAAAUUUUAUCGGAAGUGUGGUGAUUCAGAGUUUUCUCGAUGGGGAAGAUGACGAGGACAGUGACGAUGAUGAAAAUACCGGCACGAAUUUUGACUCGUCAGGCACGAUUUUCGGUAUCACCACCGCUGUAAAUAUAUCAAAAUCGCAGAGUCAUGGUUGCAUCGAAGAUAUACGUAAGCAUCUACAGUCGAAAUGUGAUCAAUUUGCGCAGCCCGAAGUCAAGCAAGCCUUCGACAAUGCAUUGAAUGAUGACACAAAACAAACGGCACUUCUGAUCAAUGAACGUUUUAUCAAUAUUCCGCCACAAAUUGCGGUGCCAUUGCUUGAAAAUCUGCAGAAAGAAAUCGCUCGGGCCGCCGUCAAGAAAGAGAAAUUCCGAUUCAACAGCUACAUUAUGAUUGUAAAGUUUAGUCGAAAGAAGAGCAAAGGAAAGCAAAAGGAUCAGCCAGAGGAUAUUUUUUCGAAUGGCGAAGAGGAAAUCCUUGACGAAUAUGCCGAUACCAGUUUUGAAUACAGUGCCGAACGAGAGACCGAUUCAACGCUAUCAGGCAACUGGACAGAAAGUGAUAGUACGCUUGUGCCGCAUCGCAAAGUUGUUAUUUUCGAUGCAACCAAAUUACCAUUUGUAAUUGAUGCAAUCAAAGAAUUAAUCAGCGAAUAAACGAAAAUCAUUUCAAAUGUGAAUUCCAAAA